Chroicocephalus ridibundus (black-headed gull) is the source of this 3292-nucleotide messenger RNA. It is a transcript of the gene TMCC2, whose product is annotated as transmembrane and coiled-coil domain family 2. Gene Ontology annotation, cellular component: endomembrane system. Lineage: Eukaryota; Metazoa; Chordata; Aves; Charadriiformes; Laridae. The coding region runs from base 152 to 2212 and encodes 686 amino acids. The transcript is spliced from 5 exons. The record is from RefSeq and is a predicted model, not a curated record. Gene Ontology annotation, biological process: amyloid precursor protein metabolic process.
AGCCGCCGCCCGGCCCGGGCACGGCGGGGCAGGCGCGGGCGGGGCUGGGGCACGCAGCCCCCGGGCCCCGCAGCGGCCGCCCGGGCGUCGCCCGCCGCUGCCGCCGCGGCCGUAGGCGCCCCCACCUUCCCGGGGGAAACGGCGCACCGGUAUGAAGCGGUGCCGGUCGGACGAGCUGCGGCAGCCCGAGGAGGAACCCGGCGCCGCAGGGGAGCCGCCCGGCCCCGCCGCCAUGGAGGCCAAGCCCGGGGAGGCGGCGGCGGCGGCGGCCCCCGAGGCGAGCGCUGUCCCGCCGCCGCGCACCAAACCCCCCGACCUGAAGAAAAUCCAGCAGCUGUCCGAAGGGUCCAUGUUUGGCCAUGGCCUGAAGCACCUUUUCCACAGCCGCCGGCGGUCGCGGGAGCGGGAGCACCAGAACUCGCAGGACUCGCUGCCGCCGCAUUACGGCAUGUCUGACCACGACUCCCCCGACGAGAAGGAGAGGUCCCCGGAGAUGCACCGCGUCUCCUACGCCAUGUCCCUGCACGACCUCCCGGCGCGUCCCACCGCCUUCAACCGGGUGCUGCAGCAGAUCCGCUCUCGCCCCUCCAUCAAGCGCGGCACCAGCCUGCACAGCGGCAGCCGGCGGGCCAAGAGUGGCUCGCUGGAGCCCCAGAAAGGGAGCCCCCACCUCGUCCGCAAGGCCCCCCAGGACAGCAGCCUCACCGCCAUCCUGCAUCAGCACCAGGGCCGCCCCAGGUCCUCCUCCACCACCGACACUGCCAUCCUCCUGGCCGAGAGCGGGGCCGUCUACCUGCUCACCGAGGACACCGAGUGCCUGGCCGAUAAGCUGGACAAGGGGGACGUGACCGCGCUCAGCCUGCCCUCCGCCGCCGGGCACGGCGAUGCCGACGGCACCGUCUGCCUGGACGUCCCCGAUGGCACCCCAGACCCUCACAGGACAAAAGCCGCCAUCGAGCACCUGCACCAGAAGAUCCUCAAGAUCACGGAGCAGAUCAAGAUCGAGCAGGAGGCGCGGGAUGACAACGUGGCCGAGUACCUGAAGCUGGCCAACAACGCGGACAAGCAGCAAGCCUCCCGCAUCAAGCAGGUUUUUGAGAAGAAGAACCAGAAGUCGGCGCAGACCAUUGCACAGCUGCACAAGAAGCUGGAGCACUACCACAAGAAGCUGAAGGAGAUCGAGCAGAACGGCCCUUCCCGGCAGCCCAAGGAUGUCUUCCGGGACAUGCACCAGGGUCUUAAGGACGUGGGUGCCAACGUUCGCUCCAGCAUCAGCGGCUUCGGCGGUGGCGUGGUGGAGGGCGUCAAGGGAGGGCUCUCGGGUCUGUCCCAGGCCACCCAUACCGCUGUGGUCUCCAAGCCUCGGGAAUUUGCCAGCCUCAUCCGGAACAAGUUCGGCAGCGCGGACAACAUUGCUCACCUGAAGGACACGUUGGAUGACGGGCACCCAGAGGAGGCGUCACGGGCUCUCAGCGGCAGUGCCACCCUGGUCUCCAGCCCCAAGUACGGCAGCGAUGACGAGUGCUCCAGUGCCACCUCCGGCUCGGCUGGUGGCAGCAACUCAGGGGCAGGACCCGGUGGCUUGGGGAGCCCCAAGUCCAACACACUGGACAGCCACCACAAUAACUUCGACACCAUCCUGGAGGAGCUCCGGGAGAUCAAGGACAGCCAGUCGCACCUGGAGGACUCCAUGGAGGACCUCAAGGCCCAGCUUCAGCGGGAUUACACCUACAUGACACAGUGCUUGCAAGAGGAGCGGUACAGGUACGAGCGCCUGGAGGAGCAGCUGAACGACCUCACCGAGCUGCACCAGAACGAAAUGACCAACCUGAAGCAGGAGUUGGCCAGCAUGGAGGAGAAGGUGGCCUACCAGUCCUACGAGAGGGCACGGGACAUCCAGGAGGCGGUGGAGUCCUGCCUGACGCGGGUGACCAAGCUGGAGCUGCAGCAACAGCAGCAGCAGGUGGUGCAGCUGGAAGGAGUGGAGAACGCCAACGCCCGGGCGCUGCUGGGCAAGUUCAUCAACGUCAUCCUGGCCCUGAUGGCCGUGCUGCUCGUCUUCGUCUCCACCAUCGCCAACUUCAUCACCCCGCUCAUGAAGACCCGCAUGCGCAUCCUCAGCACUGCCCUGCUCGUCCUCUUCCUCUUCUUCCUCUGGAAGCACUGGGACUCCAUCACCUACUUUCUGGAGCACGUCCUGCUCCCCAGCUGAUCUGCAGCCCGGCCACGGCAGCCCCAGGGGCUUUCCAUUUCCCACAGAGGAGAGGGCAGGGGGUCAGUGGUCCAGAGCCUUUGGGUUGUUUCUUCACAUGCUCGGUUUGGUUGCUUUCCCGGCCCUCCAUCCUCUCUGCAGCCGGCAGCAAUUGCUCGGAGCGUGGUGUAUUGGAGCCAGGAUCUGUCAGUCCUCUGGGAUGUUUGGGGAGGGCGAGAUGAGGAACAAGGAGGAGUUUUGGAAGAAACUGGUAAUUUAUGGGGUGCUGGGCUUUUCUAGGGUUUUUGGGUUGGUUUUUUUUUUUAAUGUCAUUCUGUUCUGAAAGUCCAUGGGAAGGAGGUCUUCUGCAGAGCUCUUCUGUCGGUGGGAAGGAUUGAGCUGGACCAAACCCAUCUCUGGGAGAACUUUCUGCAGAGAGAGGGGAGGCGUUAGUUGGGGCUGGGUUUUCCCUCUCAUCCUUGAAGACCAAGAUGGCAAAAAGCUCAGUCCUGGGAUGGAGCGAAAGCAAAGCACGUGGUGAAGGAGAAAGCGGGUCCAAGGCAAAUGCAGCAGGACAUGAACAUCCCACCAGCCUCUCCAACCCCACCACAGCCUGGCCAGGACAGAGCAGGGCUGUGACAUUGUCCCUGUGUCCCCACGGGUGCCUGGGCAGACACAGGGGACCCGAUGCCGGACACAGCACCGGCACAAGCGAGAUCCCCUCUGCUGUUUUCCCUUCAUUUAUUUAUUUUCCCCUCCUUCGGCUUUAGUUGAUCUGAUCUUUUCAGGGACACCUGGACUUUCCAGCAUCACGCCUCUGAGUUUUACAGCCUCUGCACCGUGUUGUGUGUGUGCGUGUGUGUGUGCGCGUGCGGUUUUUAAUUUAAUUCAAGACUCUGUUUCCAUUUGUGAAUCAAAGCUGGUAGAGCCAGGGGGGGAGGCGAGCAGCUGCCUUCCCAGCCUCCCUGGCUCUACACAAGAGCACAGCAUGCUGUCUCGGAUGUUUCUUAAAUUAUUUCAUACAUAUAUAUUUAUGUAAUAUAUCUAUACACACACACACAUAUAUAUAAAUAUAUAUAUAUAAAAGUAUAUGCACAGUCA